UUUUUUUCAUACCAAACCUUCAAAAUUCAGUGUGUAUUUUAAUCUCAGUUUGGACCAGCCACAUUUCAAGUGCUCAGUAGCCACAUGUGGCUAGUGGCUUCUGUAUUAGACAGUGCAGGUCUAGAUUGAAAAAAGUAGUAUUUGAGGCUGGGCAAGAAUGUUCUUGUAAGAAGUAUGAUAGGAUACAUACAUUAUAAGCAUCAUUAUUUUAUGAUAUAUGUAUAUUCUCCAUUGUCUAUGGUUUCCCCUAAUAUUUAGAGAAGCUUUUGAAAUUCCAGUGCUUCUCAGUAUUCUGUGAAUCCUUCCUGCAAUGCUACGAAGAGAUUUUCAAGAGAAAGCAGCUCAUCUCCGUGCCCACUCGUCCCCACCCCUAAUCCUAAGAGGAAGUAAAAUUAUUAGCACAGAGCCCCUCCCUACUUGGAGAGCCCCUCCCAAAGCUCGUCGUGAAAUCUCUAGAUUUCAUUUUAGAAGGAAAUUGCUUUAAUUUAAUUUAAAAAUUUUAAAUUAAAUUUAAAUUUUAGUUUACAAAAUAGGAUCACUCUAUCACACUCUUGAGUGUGAAAUAUUGGAGAGUAUUAUGGUGAUAACCAACUGGCACUCACCAGUUCCUGGAACUUAGAAUUUAAUUCUAGGUACUUAUCUAUACUAUCAGAAGGCUGCUUCUUUCCCUGGGGGGCUCAAGUAGUUCCCGAAGAGACCAUGUCUUUUCAGGUGGCAGCAGAAUAUGAACUUGGGGAGUAGCCCGCCCUUCUCAGGAGGCCUAGUUUAUGCUGCUGUGCAUAAAUCAAGAUUAGUUUUAAGGGGUGAUUUUUUUCUGAAGAAGAAGAGAUUUAAAGUUAUGUAGAGGCAACAAAGCUUUCUAAGAAUAUUUUUGGCAGGCCGAUAAAGAUUUAAAAAAAAGAAAAGAUACAGGCCCUGGGAGAGUGGUGGUAGCCGUUGGGACACCAGCCAGAGAUUGAUGCUCACAAACUGGGGGAGACAAUGAGCCUUUACUGUUACUAUUCAAAAUGCUGUUCACAUUCUUUUAUCGUCAACUGAAACUAUUUCACUUUCAAGGUCUAGGCCAGUGGGCGGUGGGGUGAGGGAAGGCUUUUGCGGCGGGCCUGCCUUCCAAGCGGGCAGCCGGGAGAAAUGUCCAGUGUCCCGGUGGGCCAGUCCUCUCCCCUCAGGGCGAAGGGAGGCCAGGGAGUAGGGCGGAGAGCAGGGGUCGCGUCACCAAGGUUUCCCGGCUGUCAGUCUCCCAUAGUCCCCAGCUUUCCAGGUAGGGACGCCCCCUCCCACGCAGCGCGGAUCGGGCGGGUGGGAAGGAGGGGCUGGGCUCCGAGCGCCCGCCCCUCCAUCUAUCACAUGGCCGGAGAGCCACAAAAACAACAGCUUUGGCCAGGACCCUGGCUCCAGGAAAGGGAACCCAGGGCUCUUGCGACCAGCCCCCACCCAAUGGAGGAGAGUUUUCUUGAAUCCUUUGGGAGGCUGAGCCUCCGGCAGCAGCAGCAGCAGCCGCCGCCUCGGCCGCCGGCCCCGCCGCCCCCGCGUUUUAAACCGGAGCGGAGAAACGGGGGCCUGGGGUCGGGGGCCGGGCCAGUUGAGGCAGCCCUGCGUGUGCUUUGGCUGAGAAAGUGCACAGGUGCCUGGGGGAGGGGGUCGCGCGGUCGCCGCAGGCCGUCAUUGACACAGCCUGGCUACGGGAGCGCAAAUUCAUUUACUCGUGAAUUGCGUCAUCGGCCUCCGAACCGGGUCAGAGCAAAAUUAUGCGGGCUUGUUGCUGGGGCCACCUUGCUAGGCCCGCAGCUGCAGCCUCAACUCCGACUUCUGCCCUGCACUUGUUCCUACAGCGUUGAACUGUUUCUCUCCUUGCCUUUGCUGACUCUGUUCCUGAUUGACAUUUGGCUAAACGGAAGACACCGGAUGAGAGACCAGCUUAUUAAAGAACACCUCCCUAGGGACGACUGGAGUGAGCACUGGCAUGGGAGUCCGAAUGUGCCUUUAGAUCCUCUUCAUUACAAAAUAGUUGGUGACUUUGGGCAAUCACCCACCUUUUCUGGGACUUACUUUCCUUUCAUGUGACUACUAAGAAGUGAUUAGGUUAGAAGAUUUAUUGACGAUCUUUCUAGCUCUUAAUUUCCAGUUGUAGGACUUAAAAAUGUUUUGUUAUUACUGGCUAGGUAAAGAACUCUGACCCCAGAGUCAAUUUAUGCCUUCAGAUCCAAGCUCUGCUACUGACUAGCUAUGAUCUCAGUUCCUCUGCACCUCAGUUUCCUUCCUGUUAAAUGGGGAUAUCUGCUCUAUCUACUUCAGAGGGCCCUUGUGAGAAUUAAACAUGUGUGAGAGAACCUGUUAAACUUUAAAGUGCUAUAUAAAUUUUAGAGGCAUUAGUUACUGUCCAAGAUGUUGGGUCAGCUGAAGUAAUCUUCAGAAUGUUCCUGGGGAGAAGUCUGGCUCUGAAGUGGAGUUGACACUGUGAGUUCUCCUGAUAGGCUGGGCAUCGGCAGUUCAGGAGCAGAGGACCUUGGCCUUGCCUCCGGGUGGGUUGUGUAUUUGCGUAGAAAUCUGGGAAGUGGCAAGCAAACAAUCCACAGCUCAGCAAGGAAGGAGGCCUGCAGUGAAGAUGAAAGGUGUGGAGGUAUUCACAGGCUGUGGCCCUCAAGGAGCUGCCUUCCCCACUUUUGUGGGGAGCUCCGGUGGGGAAGAGAAGGAGGAUGGCAAAAAAAAAUACACGUGUAAGAAAAUAGUAAAACUGUAAGGCUGUCUUAUGUAUUGUUGGAUUCUGGGAAAUUCGUAUUUUCAUUCUUCUAUGUAUUUUCCAAAUUUUCUAUAAUGAGCAUGUAUUUCUUGGAUCAGAAAAAUAAAACUUUUUUCUUUUAAAAA
Molecule: messenger RNA, 2865 nt
Organism: Vicugna pacos (alpaca)
Lineage: Eukaryota; Metazoa; Chordata; Mammalia; Artiodactyla; Camelidae
Source: RefSeq, a predicted model, not a curated record